This is a messenger RNA of Ricinus communis (castor bean), 2227 nucleotides long. RefSeq names its product lysine--tRNA ligase, chloroplastic/mitochondrial. The transcript has 14 exons. Bases 105 to 1862 code for a protein of 585 amino acids. Gene Ontology annotation, cellular component: cytoplasm; mitochondrion; cytosol. Gene Ontology annotation, biological process: lysyl-tRNA aminoacylation. Lineage: Eukaryota; Viridiplantae; Streptophyta; Magnoliopsida; Malpighiales; Euphorbiaceae. Gene Ontology annotation, molecular function: lysine-tRNA ligase activity; tRNA binding; ATP binding. The record is from RefSeq and is a predicted model, not a curated record.
AGAAAAAGAAAAAUAACUUAGAUAUAAUAUCUUACUUCUUUAAUCUGAAUAAAGGGUAAACCUUUGAAGGCUGAGAGGUAGAGAAAGAAGAGGGCAGCAAAAUAAUGGUGGAGGCACUGAGAGUAUGGACUUUCUCUUCUUCUAUUGUCCCUUUCAGGCAUUUCCUUCGCUUUACCACUACCAAACGCACCUUUACUUCACUCCUCCUCCGCUGCUCCUCCAACAGCUCCUCCGCCGCCACCAAAGUCGCCGGCCGGAACCGCAGGUCUUCUUCCUCCUCCUCCUCUACCUCAGACCGAGAAGCUGUUCGCGCCAUUCGUCUUAAAAAGGUAGAAGAAUUGAGGAGCAAAGGGCUUGAGCCUUAUGCAUAUAAGUGGGAAAGGACUCAUACUGCUAAUCAGUUACAAGAGAUAUAUAGGUAUCUUGCUAAUGGUGAAGAGUUAAGAAACGAGAGUGAUAAUGUGUCUAUAGCAGGCAGAAUUGUUGCUCGUAGAGCUUUUGGAAAGCUCGCCUUUUUAACACUCAGAGAUGACUCUGGAACUAUUCAGCUUUACUGUGAGAAGGAACGCCUUUUGAAUGAUGAGUUUGAGAAAUUGAAGACACUUGUUGAUAUUGGUGAUAUAUUGGGUGCUAGCGGCUCCAUGAAACGCACAGAGAAAGGCGAGCUUUCGAUUUGUGUGAAUUCUUUCACUAUUCUUACAAAAUCUCUUCUUCCACUGCCGGACAAAUAUCAUGGCUUAACUGAUGUAGAUAAGCGCUACCGCCAGCGGUAUGUUGAUAUGAUUGCAAAUCCUGAAGUAGCUGACGUGUUCCGUAAAAGAGCAAAGAUUGUUUCAGAGAUUCGCAAGACAGUGGAAUCAUCAGGUUUUCUUGAAGUUGAAACUCCAGUUCUACAGGGAGCAGCUGGUGGAGCAGAAGCUAGGCCAUUUGUAACAUAUCACAAUUCACUUGGAAGGGAUCUUUAUCUAAGAAUUGCAACUGAGCUUCACUUGAAGAGAAUGUUGGUUGGAGGGUUUGAGAAAGUAUACGAGAUUGGUCGAAUUUUCAGAAAUGAGGGCAUUUCAACUCGUCAUAAUCCAGAAUUUACCACGAUAGAGAUGUAUGAAGCAUAUUCGGACUACCAAAGCAUGAUGAACAUGGCAGAGGAAAUCGUUACUCGCUGUGCUCUUGCUGUUCAUGGGAAAUUAACCAUUGAUUACCAGGGAGUAGAUGUUUGUCUAGAGCGCCCUUGGAGGAGGGAAACCAUGCACAAUCUUGUGAAAGAGGCCACUGGGAUUGAUUUCAAUGAGCUUGGUAAUGAUCUGAAAGUUGCUAAAGAUACAACUUUGAGAAAUCUUGGGCCUGUGCUUGAACACAAGGACAGAUCCUCCGUUGAAGGAUGUUCUUCUGUGGGCAACCUCCUUAAUGAGGUUUUUGAAAUUGUUGUAGAGCCUAAGCUCUUGCAACCCACAUUUGUUUUGGACUAUCCGAUUGAGAUCUCUCCUCUUGCUAAACCACAUCGAAGGCAUGUAGGCUUGACUGAGAGAUUUGAACUCUUUAUUUGCGGUCGUGAAUUGGCCAAUGCAUUUUCUGAAUUGACUGAUCCUAUGGAUCAGAGAGGACGAUUGGAAGAGCAAGUGAGGCAGCAUAAUGAGAAGAGAUCAACUAUUUCAGAAGCACAUAAAGAGGAAGAGAAAAAAGAUGAACAAGAGGAUGAUUCAUACAGCGUGACACUUGACGAUGACUUUUUGACGGCUUUGGAAUAUGGAAUGCCUCCGGCUUCAGGAAUGGGACUUGGCAUUGACAGACUUGUGAUGCUUUUGACAAACUCUGCUAGCAUUCGAGAUGUGAUUGCUUUUCCUGUGCUCAAGGUUCAGCAGUAGCAUUGCAGCAAAAGAUGGCUCAUUUUCUUUAUCAAGAUUCUCAUUGGGUUUUUUUUUUCUUUUGUAACUGUUCAAAUUUUGGGGCUGAGGAAGCUAUGGAUGGGUGUGACUUAAGAGACUUUUAUAGUACAAAGGAAAUCGUUGGCUACAUUUGCCAAGGCUUUUGGUUAUCUAUAGAUUGAGGAAAUGUGAUAGUAUUAUUAAUCUUAUCUUAGCCCUCGCAGCUUUUGGAGGUCUGCAUGUAUCAUUUACAUUAGUAUUAUUUUUUAUUUUUUAUUUUAAUUUUGAGGUAUUCUUUUAUCAUUCAGAUUUGUAAACUAAGAGUAAUUUCAUUUUCCAUGAGUUAAAAGAGUUAUGGUUGGACA